Molecule: messenger RNA, 1610 nt
Organism: Aspergillus versicolor CBS 583.65
Lineage: Eukaryota; Fungi; Ascomycota; Eurotiomycetes; Eurotiales; Aspergillaceae
Exons: 3
Coding region: 19-1431 (470 amino acids)
Source: RefSeq, a predicted model, not a curated record
UCCCACUCAACGUCUAAUAUGGACGACCAGCCAGAUCUCGUCUUUAUUAACGCGUCAAACCCAGCUCGCUUUCAGGAUAAGGAUGUCCGUCGCACCGUCCGCCGCCGUGCCAUGCGCGACAUCGGCAAAGCGCGUCGUAAGCCCAAAAAUCCUCCUGCGGUGACCUUCGUCUGGCAGCCAGUAGACCCUCCUGUGCCUUGUUUAGACUCGUAUCCCCGUCCGUGGCCUGGAGGUAUAGACUCUGACCCACGGGCCCGUGAGUUGAUUCAUUUCAUGCACGCCGACGCCGAGUACAAUUACCGACCAUUCCGAAAAGUCUGGUUUACAAUGGCCCUGACUGAUCGAAGUGCUUUCAUCCUGUGUAAAGCGAAUGCAGCCAUGUUCCUUCAGAAAGCCCGACUACGAGAUGGAGACUUCCGCUACGAGCACUGUGCAGAGACUCUGAGUUAUUAUGGCCAGUGCGUUAAAGAGGUCACGCAUCGUCUCUCGGACCCGGUUGAUUGUGUUAGUGAGGGUAUUUUCACUACAAUCUUAGGGUUGAUAUGCCAUGAUUUGUAUGUUGGGACUCUGGACCGUUGGGCGUACCAUAUCCGGGGACUGGCUCGCAUAGUCAGUAUGCGAGGUGGAAUCACCGACUUGGAUACUAAUUUGAAGCUAUUUGCGUGCUGGUUUGAUGUUGUUGGAUCGGUUGCGCGGGAUUUACCACCGCAGAUGCCCCCGGCUUCAAUGAAUCUGGACAGUUUAGAGACGAGUGCAAAUGAGAUACCAGCAUGCGGUGAAAGGUUCAACAACCUGCUUGACGAUAUCAGAAACUUGAAGUCGUCGGAAGACACGGAUAUGUCCUGUCUUGUUAGAAUACUCGAGAGAAUGGCUGCAGUUGCGGCCUUCGUUAAUGAGCAUUCCUCACGAGAACCGGGAUUCUGGAAGAGUGAGGACGAUAUGCGUCCUAUCCAGUUUAUCGGGCCUAUUACUCAUGCGUUGCUUUCAAUGCCUAGAGCUGAUACAUUUAACUUGAAUGGCUUUCAGGCCACUCGCGAGAUGGCGCGGCUUGCGAUGCUUAUACUCCUUGCUGGCGUCAAAGCAAGGUAUGGCUUGAGUGCGCCUGAGAUGGAUUAUCUGCAAUCAAAGCUUUCCACGCUGGUUUCCGUCGUUGCGAAGAGCAAAAUGACUCAGCUAUUUCCGGUACUGCGGCUUUGGUGUCUCGUCGUUGCUGCUUUACUGUCAAAUGGCCCCGCGAGAAGGACGUAUGUUCAGGAGAUCUCUUCACAGAUCACGAGAAUGAAUAUCCCAGAUGGAACAGACGUAAUUACGACUGCACGGGACGUGAUAUGGAUUGAGGAUAUUGCAAGUGAGAAAGCUGUAUCAUCUCUCAUAUUCGAUAUCGACAUGGUCUACGCCGACAAUCAAAGCUGCACAACACCAACUUCAUGAUACAACAAACUUCAACCCCCCGUAAUCCCUCCACUAACAGAAAUAACCUGCCCGGUAAUCCAGCGACUCUUCUCCGAGACAAGAAGCAGCACCGCAUCCGCAAUAUCACCCGUUGUGCCAACUCUCCCCUCCGCCCUCGUCAUCGGCACCAAAAGCCCAUUCACCUUCUCGGCCUGCUC